This is a messenger RNA of Cokeromyces recurvatus, 925 nucleotides long. RefSeq names its product actin cortical patch SUR7/pH-response regulator pali. The transcript has a single exon. The coding region runs from base 31 to 678 and encodes 215 amino acids. NCBI's taxonomy places the organism in Eukaryota, Fungi, Mucoromycota, Mucoromycetes, Mucorales, Mucoraceae. The record is from RefSeq and is a predicted model, not a curated record. Gene Ontology annotation, cellular component: plasma membrane; cell cortex of cell tip. Gene Ontology annotation, biological process: fungal-type cell wall organization.
CUUUUCUUUAAAUAAAACAACAUCAACACAAUGGCAUUAUUUGGAUAUUUAGCAACUUUUUUCACAUUUGCUGCACUUGUGCUUCAAGUAUUUAGCAUGAUUGGCACAACAUAUAAUAGACCUUUUUUACGAGAUUUGUAUUUCGCUAAAGUGACUAUUAGAAAUGACUUUUAUAUCUUCGGGUUAUGGAGUUAUUGCACUGGUGAUAUUCGUAGUCGUGAUUCAUCAUCUUUUGUGGUCGAGAGUUGUAGUAAACCUGUUCCUGCGUUCGAUUGGACUAAUACAGAGGGUAUAAAUCGAUACUUCAGAGAUAUAGGAGACCUUCAUAAGCUAUUUCUAGCCGAUUUUAUUUUAUAUUGGAUUGCAUUAGGCUUCACUUUAUUAGCUUUAAUCAUUACGAUUAUGAGUCAUUUUAGACGUGGACCUGAUCUAUUAGCUUCUCUUAUGACAUUUAUUGCUUUUAUUAUUCAAAUGGUAGUUUUCAUUAUCAUGCUUGUUGUUGGUAUUCGUGGUGUCAAUGCUGUAAAAAGUUAUGACCCUGAUAUUGCCAAUGGUCAGCUGGGUCCUUCUAUGUGGAUGACACUGGGCGCUUUUGUUGCAUUAUUAAUUUCUUCUAUUGCAUAUUGCUUUGCUUGUAUUUUCGGUCGAGGCAGAACUCAUUCAGGUGAAAAGGCCUAAAUAACGUCGACCUAUUAUAUAUUCAUGUAUAUAUAUAUAUCACAUUUUUAUUGUGCAUAUAUUGUUUCAAUAUGGUCAUUACUUAUUUAUCAUAUAUCCAUACUUUUUUACUCUUUUAUUGUAAUCCUAAUAUUUAUUCACUCAUAAAUUUAAUAAUAAAGCAGAGAAUAGAAUUACACCACUUGCCUAUAUUAUAAUCUAGUUGGAAUAAAUACACAUAAAUAGAAUCUAGUAUACAAUUAUCCAU